AGUUUUCAAUUAAGAAGCUUUACAUUUUUCUUUGUUCUGCUUCAAAAACUUCCCUUUUUUUUUUUUUUUGCCUACAAUGGAGAGUUAUUCCCUACAGUCAUCAGCCAUUUCAACAGUACCCUCCUCUCUGCCAAGAAGUGGGUUCAUUGAGAAACCUCUUGGUUAUGGUCGAGUUUUCAAGCUUCCCAGUUGUAAAAGAUCAUACCCACAUGUCAGAAAGCUCAAAUGCUUUGAUUUGAGAGCUCAAGCUUCAGGCACAAUAAAAAUCAGUUCAGAGGUGGCUGGAAAAAUUUCAAACAAAGCAGAUUCCAAAGAUGAGGAUCUUGCUUUUGUUGCUGGUGCAACGGGCAGGGUAGGCUCUCGAACAGUAAGGGAGCUUUUGAAACUUGGUUUUCGAGUUAGAGCUGGAGUUAGGAGUGCUCAGAAAGCAGAAUCUCUUGUGCAGAGUGUCAAGCAGAUGAAGCUCGACCCUGAAGGAACUACACCUGUAGAAAAGCUUGAAAUUGUGGAAUGUGAUUUGGAGAAACAAGAUACAAUUGCACCAGCCAUAGGCAAUGCAUCAGUGGUCAUAUGCUGCAUUGGUGCCAGUGAGAAGGAAGUUUUUGACAUUACAGGGCCUUAUCGGAUUGACUACCAAGCUACAAAGAAUCUAAUUGAUGCAGCAAUUGAGGCAAAAGUUAACCACUUUAUUAUGGUUUCAUCUUUGGGAACAAAUAAAGUUGGAUUUCCUGCUGCUAUUCUCAAUUUAUUUUGGGGGGUCCUGAUCUGGAAGAGGAAGGCAGAAGAAGCACUCACUGCCAGUGGUCUUCCUUACACUAUAGUCAGACCGGGGGGAAUGGAGCGUCCCACUGAUGCUUUCAAGGAAACUCAUAAUAUCACCCUCUCUGCUGAAGAUACUUUAUUUGGUGGUCUGGUGUCUAAUCUUCAGGUGGCUGAACUCAUGGCAUGCAUGGCCAAAAACCGUAGCCUUUCAUUCUGUAAGGUGGUGGAAGUCGUUGCAGAAACAACUUCUCCAUUGAGACCUAUGGAGGAACUUCUUGCAAAGAUACCAUCUCAGCGUGCUGACAUUUACUCUGAGGAAUCUGAUACACCCGUUAAGCCUGAUCCAGCACCUGUUAAGAGCAUUGUAACUGAGAAACCAACAACUCCUAUUGAGAAGGAACCCGCACAAGAAAAGGCUGUGGAAACAAGGCCACUCUCUCCCUAUGCUGCCUAUGAGGACCUGAAGCCACCUAGCUCUCCUAGUCCAACACCAAGUGGACCCAAAGAAGUAAGUUCCAGUGCCUCAACACCAGUAGAAAUUGUCUCAACUUCCACUGAAGGCAACAGUGCUCCAACAGCUGCUAAGAGCAUCAUAAUUGAGAAACCAACUACUCCCACUGAGAUGGAACCUGCACAAGAAAAAGCUGUGGAAACAAGGCCACUCUCUCCCUAUGCUGCAUACGGUGAUCUUAAGCCCCCUUCAUCACCAUCUCCUGCAGCACCUAUAACAGCAGCUGUGGACAGUGGGUCCCAAGGUUCUACGUUGUCAGUGAACAGCACAGCUCAGUCUUCAAUAGCAGAUAAACCAAUUGAUAAACAGCAUAAUGCCGGACCAACAUGCACACCACUUUCUCCUUUUACAAUGUAUGAGGACUUGAAGCCUCCAACAUCGCCAAUACCAUCCCCAAGGAAAUUUUAAGAGAACCAAAACUGCUACUUAGUCCGACAAGAACCAUGAAAGCAAACUGGAAUUCACCACUUUAAUUAUGUGAAGAGGCAAGCAAUUUAACCUGCGGCAGUAUUUUAUGGAAAUUUCUUGUUAUACGAUGCUGAGAUUGUGACUAUAUGCAUUUGUUCCAUUCCUGCUUCAUCAAUACUUUUGGAGAUUAUUUGAUACAUUUGUACCGUUGAUACAUUUGUACUGGUGCUUUUAAAGCAGAAAGCGCAAUAAAUCCAAUUUGAAUGUAUUUAUAUAAGAAUGUCUUGAGUCAGAUAUUUUCUAACUUCAAACCUUCUCCUUUUUCUACCUCCUUUUUCUGCAUGAAGCAAGUUAAAGACCAGAAAACCUCAAAGAAAACACACACAGAUGCACCUUCCCAUUUAAUGCCUUCUUUGUCUUUUUUUAGAAGGAUAAUGGGAGCAGGUCUUGGGAAGAUUUGUGGACACUAUUUGAAGCGGUGAAAUUGCAUUUUUGAUCAGGGAUUGAUGUAUUGGAUGAAUGAAUAAAAUUUCAUUAAGCCGGUAAGAACAAACCAUUAGAAGCAAUCCCAAGGAAAGGUGUGAAACAACACCUAAGAGGAUAAGCAGUCUAAACUGUAACAUUCUCAUUCAUCAAAUAAAAUAG
Molecule: messenger RNA, 2326 nt
Organism: Durio zibethinus
Lineage: Eukaryota; Viridiplantae; Streptophyta; Magnoliopsida; Malvales; Malvaceae
Gene: TIC62
Product: NAD(P)-binding Rossmann-fold superfamily protein
Source: RefSeq, a predicted model, not a curated record